This is a messenger RNA of Hippocampus comes (tiger tail seahorse), 1970 nucleotides long. Its product is annotated as zinc finger protein 708-like. The record is from RefSeq and is a predicted model, not a curated record. The coding region runs from base 162 to 1583 and encodes 473 amino acids. NCBI's taxonomy places the organism in Eukaryota, Metazoa, Chordata, Actinopteri, Syngnathiformes, Syngnathidae. The transcript is spliced from 2 exons.
CUCCCGUUCGGCGCUUAGCCCUGCGACCCACUCGUCAAAACGGCGACGCCGCGGCGCCGCGGAACAGAAGCAAAGCGGUCAGAAACGCCGCCAAAGCCCAGGAGGAGUCGCACGCCGCCGCCGACUCCUCCCCCCCGCUGUCCAGCGCGCGUCCGCAGAGGAUGCGCCGACCUCCCAGGUGGCGCCAAGACCUGCAGGCGGCGGCGGCGACCGAAGCGUCGUCCGGAGCGGCGGAGGCGGACGGCCGACGGCGGCAAAGGCGGCUGGCGAUGGAUGGGGAGGAGCCUGUGCGGACUUUGCCUCAGGAAGGGGCGGCGGCGGAGAACAUCGUGUGCGACGUGUGCGGUCAGGUGAUGAAGAACAAGUCCAGCCUGGCCCGCCACUCCUUCAUCCACACGGGCCAGAAACCCUUCGCGUGCCCACUGUGCGACCUGCGCUUCAACCGCCGCGACAACCUCCGCCAUCACCUGGGCCGCCUCCACCCGGGGGGCGUGGCCCGGCGCGAGAAGCGGCGCCCCGUCCAAACGUGGCUCUGCGACGUCUGCGGGAAAACCUUCCGCUGCAGGUCGGCGCUCAAGACGCACGAGGUCAUCCACCUGGGGGUCAAACCCCACCGCUGCGACCUUUGCCCCAAGGCCUACAUGCGCACCAACGACCUGGAGCACCACAAGCUCACCGUGCACCAGGGCGGCGACGGCGGAGGGGCGCGGCGCCGCUCGGGCUCCUUGCUGUGUCACUUUUGCGGCAAAGAGCUCAAGUUUCGCUCUCAGCUGGCGGCUCACCUGCAGACGCACACGGACGAGCGGCCGCACCUCUGCGACGUCUGCGGCCGCAAGUUCUGCCGCGGCUACCAGCUGGAGCGCCACAAGCUCCUCGUCCACGUCGAGGGCGGCGGCGAGGGCGGCGAGGACGGCUCGCUGCCCUGCAAGGUGUGCGGCAAAGGGCUGAAAACGGAGGCGCUCCUCGCCGCCCACUCGCGCGCGCACUCUGACGACAAGCCCUUCCGCUGCACGCUGUGCCUGCGCCGCUUCGCGCGCCUGGCCUGCCUCAAGCGGCACCAGGCGCGCGCUCACCUGAAGGAGGGCGCCGGGGCGGCGGCGCGCUCCGCCAGCCCGCGCGCCGCCAAGGCCUUCCCGUGCGCCACCUGCGGCAAAGUGUUCAAGUUCCGCUCCCUGCUGAGCAACCACGCGGCCGUACACAGCGACGAGCGGCCGCACGGCUGCGACUUCUGCCCGCGCCGCUUCCGCCGCCUCAGCCACCUCAAGCGUCACCGGCGCGUCGUCCACCGCGACGGCGCGCGCCCGCCGCAGAACUUUGUCUGCCACAUCUGCGGCAAGGACAAGAAGUGCCGCUCCCAGCUGGCGCGACACGCCAUCAUCCACACGGGCGAGCGGCCCUUCGCCUGCGACCUUUGCUCCGCGCGCUUCAAUCGCCAAGGCAACCUGCAGCAGCACAGGAAGCGCGUGCACGGCGUCUGCAAGACGCCGGAAGACGCCGACCCGCCGUUGCUCUUCCAAGACCUCGACGGGGGCCCGGACUUCAAACGGGAAGAGGUGGUGGCGGCGGCGCCGCCCUCCGAUUGACGCCGCUCGCUCGCCGCCGGGCCUCGGCCGGCCGCACUCGCUCAUCAAUCCGACUGGUUUGUCUCGUUGGCUGAAGGCGCCGUGCCAGACCGGUUCACCUGAUGCCGUUGUCAUCUUGUCAGAAUUGAUGACAUAACAUGAUAUAUUAUCCUGGUGUGGCACCGGUAGAUUUUUUUGGGGUUCAGAGUGUGACUUAUUUGUCUUGCCAUUUGGCGGUUGAGCAAGUUUGGUCCCAAAAGCGCUCAAAUUAGAAAAUCUUUUCUCACAGUAAGUCCAAGUGAACGUUUUGCCGGGUGCACGAAAUGAUCCAAACUCUCAAGCGGACAAGAAAAUGAUCACCAUAAAAAGGAGUGACACACUUUGAAGUUGAUUUUUUUUUCUCUUUCU